Messenger RNA from Blastocystis hominis, 1037 nucleotides. RefSeq lists its product as hypothetical. The transcript has a single exon. The record is from RefSeq and is a predicted model, not a curated record. Lineage: Eukaryota; Bigyra; Opalinata; Blastocystidae. The coding region runs from base 1 to 981 and encodes 326 amino acids.
AUGCCUGUGCUUCUUGAUACUACAACCUCAUAUCUGGAAGAAAGAAUGAUUGGCAGUUUAGAAACAGUGCCUGGCGGAUAUAUUUCUUCCUUCUAUUCUUAUUCCUCCACUCCAUACUAUCAAGAAUACAGAUCCGAUUCGAAGGAUGUGGUUGCGUCUGUGAGCUAUUUGGUUCCAAUAUACAAUGAAGAAAUGCCUCUGAUGGCCAUUAUCUAUAAUGAUGGCAAGAGGAGAGUUCUCCAGAAGAAUGGAAAUGUUCCUCCCUCCUUGCUUAAGGAUGUUAUUGAUGAUGGUCACAACUGCGACUUAGAGAGGAUAAAGAAGCUCUUUUUCGAUUUCACAAGUACUGGAUAUGAAGGAUUGGACACCAGUAUUCCAGUGUAUGAUACCAACCGGGAUCAUCUACCUGAAGAUGUUCCCAAUGAUAAGGAUGCAGUGGAUGAUGGAGCAAUUGAUGAAGUUACCUCGAAUGCUAUUUCUGAUGAAGUCAAUCCAGACCUAUAUUCUAGUCGUGAUUCUGUAGAUCGUCGACCUGAAGAUUCUUUUAUUGAUAAGGAUGCAGUGGAUGAUGGAGCAAUUGAUGAAGUUACCUCGAAUGCUAUUUCUGAUGAAGUCAAUCCAGACCUAUAUUCUAGUCGUGAUUCUGUAGAUCGUCGACCUGAAGAUUCUUUCAUUGAUAAGGAUGCAGUGGAUGAUGGAGCAAUUGAUGAAGUUAUCUCGGAUGCGAUCUCGGAGGGUGCCAAUAGCAAGGAUGAGGGAAAUCAAGUCCAGAUUAUUAAGUCGAUUGCUGUGGAUGCUCGACCUGAAGAAAUGAUCAAGGAAGAGGAGGUACACGAAGUGAACAAGAAGCCAAUUGAUGUGUCUGAAGAUGACUUGGAUGAAUCGAAAGUGAAUGCUACUCAGAGUGAUCACCAAGAAAUAGACGAUAGUGGUGCAAUAGAUAGAACGAAUGCCAGUGCGCAACCUCAUCUUUACGUUUGAGGGACGAGGAAUAUCUGAUUUCAUGUAGAUUCCGGAAGCCAUUGUGUGUAUGUAAA